This is a messenger RNA of Antechinus flavipes (yellow-footed antechinus), 813 nucleotides long. Its product is annotated as IQ domain-containing protein F6-like. Gene Ontology annotation, molecular function: calmodulin binding. Lineage: Eukaryota; Metazoa; Chordata; Mammalia; Dasyuromorphia; Dasyuridae. The record is from RefSeq and is a predicted model, not a curated record. The transcript has 2 exons. The coding region runs from base 1 to 456 and encodes 151 amino acids.
AUGAGCACAGGGCUCUUGUUUCAUUUUGGCCGGGGGGAGAGUGGAACGUUUUCUGUGGAGCCUCCAAGGCCCCCCUCUGGUAAGGGGGACAGCCAGGACAAGGCAGCCAUCAAGAUCCAGGCCUGGUGGCGGGGGACCCUAGUGCGACGGACCCUGCUGCACGCGGCCCUCUGCGCCUGGAUCAUCCAGGCCUGGUGGCGGGUGGCUCACACGCGGUUAUUAGAGCAGCGGCGGCGGACAGCGCUGCAGCUCUACACGAGGCGGGAGUGGGCCGCGGUGAAGCUUCAGGCCGUGGUCCGCAUGUGGCGUGUGCGACGGCGUUACCUGAGGGCUCGGGCCGCUGCUCGCCUGAUCCAGAUGCGCUGGCGCAACUGCCUGACCCGUGGGCUCAUGCGUGGCCGCUACCAGGUCAUGGCUGGCGGCCUGGCACUGGACAUGAAGGUCUUAAUUGCUUAGGGCCCAGUGGGUCCUCCCUAAUAAAGGAUUUUGGUGGGUCUGACCUGACCUCUUCCCUCCUCGGGCCCUGACUGGCUGAGGGACUUGGGCAAGGGCCCUGCUACCUGUCUCCCUCAGUUUCCUCGUCUGUAAAACCGGAGACUACGAUGGCAGCUACCUCCCAGGGUUGUGGGGAUGGACAAGAUAACAGACAUAGAGCCCGCUGCAAGCCGGACGUGCUCUCUAACCGGGACCACGCUCGCUCUCUGGCUCUCUCCAGCUGCUCUGUGUCCGACACCGUCUCCGUCCGUCCCGUUCCCGCGGCUGGGAAACCGCUUCCACUCCCGGGCCUCCCCAGAGACGUCCCGGGGGGACAGG